Molecule: messenger RNA, 8012 nt
Organism: Xenopus laevis (African clawed frog)
Lineage: Eukaryota; Metazoa; Chordata; Amphibia; Anura; Pipidae
Gene: sipa1l1.L
Product: signal induced proliferation associated 1 like 1 L homeolog
Exons: 23
Coding region: 705-6083 (1792 amino acids)
Biological process (GO): regulation of small GTPase mediated signal transduction
Cellular component (GO): cytoplasm
Molecular function (GO): GTPase activator activity
Source: RefSeq, a predicted model, not a curated record
GUGUGCCGCAGAGGCUGAGCGAGAGCGGGCGGGGAGUAACUUUGUUCUUAACUUGGACAAGAGCAAAACGGGAGUCCGGGAGGACCGGGUGGAGAAGGUCUCGGUUGCGGCGGGGAUGUAGAAGAGACGGGGGGGAUUCAUGCGGGCUCUGGAAGCUGCUUGUUGUGGAUUUACGUGCGGACAAUGAGGGUCUGUGAGCGCUGCCUGCAGGAGGAGCCGUAACACAAUCCCAGAGUCGGUAAUGGUCUUUUGCACAGACGAGUGAGAUGCAAAGACGGAUCAGUGAUUAUCAAAGAGAACAUCAUCCAUUAACAUCUUCUGAUAGCAGGGCAGGACUACACGGCCGAUUCCACCGAGAUCCGAUGGGCUGCGCAAAAUCGCAGGCUUCACGUCAGAUGCGACGGAAAUAAGGUUUCACUGGUUAGAAGCACUGCUUGGAUGGCCUGAAAAAUCUGGAUUCGUAAUCCCCGGAAAGGAAGUCUUUCUGGAACACACAAAUAAAAUGAAGACCGCAGCUGUUGCAUUCCAUGCAAAUUACUAAGAGAAAACACUGUUUUUCCUUCCAUCUAUCUUAACUUUUACAGAUCUCAUGAAACCAGGGCAAUUUCUGGAGUGUUUUCUCCAGGAGAAAAUUAUCCUUGUAGAGAACAAACAUGGGCGUGUUUUAUUCUGGAGGAUUUUAAGUUCAAGCCUAUUUUCAGAUCAUGACCAGUUUGAAAAGGUCCCAGACUGAGAGGUCAGUUGCAAGUGGAAUCCAAACUGCUCUACCAGAUGGACCACAAAAAGCUCGUUCAGAUGACUUUUAUAUGAGGCGUUUUAGGUCACAGAAUGGUAGCUUAGGUUCAUCUGCAAUGUCUCCUGUUGGGCCACCGCGCAGUGAAAGUUCCCAUCAUAUAUCGGCUACUCCUGGUGUUCCUAAGAUGGGGGUAAGGGCAAGAAUUGCAGAUUGGCCACCUAGGAAAGAAAAUGUGAAAGAAGUGAGCAGGACUAGUCAGGAUGCUGAAACAGCAAGUAUUGAUAAUGUGUCUGUUAAAAGUAGUCCUAGUAGUCAAGUUAGCAUGUCAAGCAUGAAUUCUAGUGAUUCUGCUAUGCUAAAGAGUAUCCAGAAUACCCUCAAAAGCAAAACCAGACAGGCUGAAAGCUUAGACUCAAGGUUUCUUUCCCCUGAAGGUUUUUCCAGCGCCAGCUCUCCAAGAAAAGUUAUUCGCAGGAUAAGACAACGGAGUAACAGUGACAUUACCAUAAGUGAAUUUGAUAUGGACAAUUUUGAAGAGUGUAUGUCACCAACAUUUAAAACAGGCCCUUCAUUACAUAGAGAGUAUGGUAGUACCUCAUCAAUUGAUAAGCAGGGGACUUCAGGGGAGAGUUUCUUUGACUUAUUAAAGGGAUACAGAAUUGAGAAAUCUGAUCACCGUGGCCACGGACCAUCAAAGCUGAGUGAACUACUUUUAAGUAGUGGAAACAGAGGAUCUGGCUUUUCAUUGGAUGUUAUAGAUGGUCAGAGGGAAGGGCAUAGGGCUUUCAAGGAUAGAGACAAACCACUUAAAAGACGUUCCAAAUCAGAGACUGGAGACUCUUCCAUUUUUCGCAAGCUGCGUAAUGCCAAAGGUGAAGGAGAAUUAGGAAAGUCUUCAGAUAUAGAAGAUAGCCGUUCUGAUGAUAGCCUCAGACCUUGGACCUGUCCCAAAUGUUUUGCACAUUAUGAUAUUCAGAGUGUUCUGUUUGAUUUGAAUGAAAUUGUCCUGAAUAGACAAAACGUCAUCAAAAGAAAAAAUACAACAACGGGUGCUUCUGCUGCUGCUGCCGCCGCCUCUCUUGCUGCUGGACCAUUAUCACACUCCUCAAGUUUUAACUCUCCAACAGGCAGUACAGAGGAUUUAAACCCAAAAGAAUCCAUGGACCAAGGAGAUGACAAAAGCAAUGACUUAGUGUUGAGCUGCCCUUACUUUCGGAAUGAAAUGGGUGGAGAGGCAGAAAAGAAGGUCAGCUUGACAAAAUCAAACUCUGGUUCCUUUUCUGGGUGUGAAAAUUCUUCUUUUGAAUCUACGAUGAGUACACAUUGUGCAAAUGCUGGUUUGGCUGUGCUGGAGGUUCCCAAGGAAAACCUAGUUCUGCACAUUGACAGAGCAAAAAGAUACAUUGUUGAGCAUGUUGAUCUUGGUGCUUACUAUUUUCGGAAGUAUUUCUAUCAAAAAGAGCACUGGAAUUACUUUGGCUCAGAUGAGAAUCUAGGCCCAGUUGCUUUAAGUGUGAGGAGAGAGAAGUUGGAAGAUGCUAAAGAAAAUGGGCCGCAGUACAACUACCGUGUAAUCUUCAGAUCCAGCGAGCUUAUGACAUUACGAGGAUCUGUGCUUGAGGAUGCUGUCCCAUCCACUGCAAAACACGGCACGGCUCGAGGAUUGCCCCUCAAAGAAGUACUUGAGCACAUUGUUCCAGAGCUGAAUGUUCAGUGUCUUAGACUGGCCUUCAACACACCAAAAGUGACGGAGCAACUGCUGAAGCUGGAUGAGCAAGGGCUAAGCUACCAGCUGAAAGUGGGCAUCAUGUACUGCAAAGCUGGCCAGAGUACAGAGGAGGAAAUGUACAAUAAUGAGUCAGCAGGACCAGCCUUUGAAGAAUUCCUUCAACUUCUGGGAGAACGGGUGCGACUUAAGGGAUUUGAAAAGUAUAGAGCUCAGCUGGAUACCAAAACUGAUUCAACUGGUACCCACUCACUUUAUACAACAUACAAGGAUUAUGAGAUUAUGUUCCAUGUAUCUUCUAUGUUGCCAUAUACUCCAAACAACAAGCAACAGCUGCUGAGAAAGCGCCACAUUGGCAACGAUAUUGUGACAAUAGUGUUUCAAGAGCCAGGAGCACUGCCGUUCAGCCCGAAGAACAUCCGCUCUCAUUUUCAGCACGUCUUCGUUAUCGUGAGAGCCCACAACCCUUGCACUGACUCUGUUUGCUACAGUGUGGCUGUUACACAAUCCAGAGAUGUCCCUGGCUUUGGACCACCUAUCCCAAAAAGCUUUAACUUCCCUAAAUCCACAGUAUUCAGGGACUUCCUGUUAGCAAAAGUCAUUAACGCUGAGAACGCAGCUCACAAGUCUGAAAAAUUCUUGGCCAUGGCUACAAGGACCCAUCAGGAAUACCUGAAAGACCUUGUUGAAAAAAAUGUCACCAACACUUCUAUAGACUCUUCUGGAAAGUUCCCUUUUAUCUCUUUAGCAUCAAAGAAAAAAGAAAAGUCUAAACCAUAUCCUUGGGCUGAACUUUACAGUAAUGGUGCCGUAGUGUGGAAUGUCCAAGUGGAAGACUUCAGCAAUGCAUUGGAGAUAGAGUGCUUUUUGUGUAUUUCUAAUGAAAUACUGGCACUGAUUGACCAUGAAACAAAAAGCGUCAUUUUUAACUGUUCUAGUCGGGAUGUUAUAGGCUGGACCUCCAAUAACACAACGAUUAAGAUCUUUUAUGAGCGAGGCGAGUGUAUUUUCGUAAGGAGUUUAAACAAUAACACCGAAGACAUCAAGGAAAUUGUCAAAAGACUGGAGAUUAUUACUAAAGGGUGUGAAACAGUUGAGAUGACUCUGAGAAGAAAUGGCUUGGGACAGCUUGGCUUCCAUGUAAAUUAUGAAGGAAUCGUCGCAGAGGUGGAACCUUAUGGCUAUGCCUGGCAAGCUGGAUUAAGACAAGGAAGUAGACUGGUGGAGAUCUGCAAAGUUGCUGUUGCCACACUAAGUCAUGAGCAAAUGAUUGACCUUCUCAGAACGUCCGUGACUGUAAAGGUGAUCAUCAUCCCACCACAUGAAGAUGGAAUUCCCCGCAGGGGUUGCUCGGAAACAUUUCGCAUACCAACAGUAGAGUAUAAAAUGAAUGAAAUGAUUUCCUAUGAGCUGAAAUUUCCAUUCCGAAACAACAACAAAUGGCAGAGGAAUGCAGCAAAGGGAGAGAGUGCACAGUUGCGACAAGUUCCCUCGCAGUUGCAGAGUCCCGUUUCUUCUAGAGUGUCUUCUGUAAAAGGAGAUGGCAAAAUGCAAACACAAGAGCGUGGCGCAAAUAUUCCACGCAGCAUCUCCAGUGAUGGCCGUCCGUUGGAGAAUAAGAGGCUUUCUCCAGGUUCAGAGAUCUAUGUCACGGUUUCCUCCGUUGCUAUUAACCGAUCUCAGCCAUGCCGCAACUCUCCCAGUAACCUUUCAUCAUCUAGCGACACAGGGUCUGCUGGAGGCUCUCACCGUAGACAAAAAUCAAUGCCGGAUGGUUUUGGAGUUGGUCGUAGAUCACCUGCUUCACUUGACAGGCAAAGCACUCAAACUGAUACAGUAGGCAGUGGCAAGUCAACUCCUAGUUGGCAGAGAAGUGAGGAUGGAGCUCCUGAACAAAUCGAACCAACUUGUCAUCUUCCUGCUGUCUCGAAAAUACAUCCGUCAUACAGAGACAGCCCGACUGGACGACUCAUUCGACAGGACCCCGUUCUUCAUCUCUCUCCCCACAAGCAGGGACAGACUGAUAGCCACUACUCUAGCCAUUCCAGCACCAAUACUCUUUCCAGUAAUGCAUCAAGUGCACACAGUGAUGAAAAAUGGUAUGACAGUGGAGACCGUUUAGAUUCCGACAUAAACAGUUACACCUACAUUCAAGGAACAUCUGCUGACAGUGGAAUAGACACCACCUCAUAUGCCAUCAACCAUGUUAACGCCGCCUCUCACAGCAACUCUUCAACCUCACCACGUUCUGGUCCUCCAAAGGAAAAAGUAGCCCCUCUGUGGCAUAGUGUCAGUGAUGUUGGCUUAAUCUCUGAUAGGACUUGUGACAGAGACUCACAUGCAUUAGAUGUUAAGCGGGAGUCCCCUGUGGCUAUGGACAGUCACACGAAGAGUCAGAUUGGCUCCAAACCCUUAACAAGAGAGAACAGUGCCUACAGCCUCAGUGAUGCAGCCUCUCACACAAGCACCAUGAGUUCUCGGCACUCAGCGAGUCCUGUUAUUUUCACUAGUGCCAGAAGUUCCCCCAAGGAAGAGUCCCAUUCUUCUACUUCCCCACAACUUGCACCUUCUUUCUCCUCCUCUUCCUCCUCCUCCUCUGGUCCUAGAACUUUCUACCCUCGUCAGGGUGCUACCAGCAAGUACCUGAUUGGAUGGAAAAAACCUGAAGGGACAAUAAACUCUGUGGGCUUUAUGGAUUCAAGAAAACACCACCACAUUGAUUGUAAUGACAUGCCUCCACCAAGACUCCGUGCAUCAAUCAGAGAUCUACAGGCAUCCCCACAGAGGGUGUCUACUGUGCAGGAGGAGCUUAAGAAACUCAUAGAAUUAGACAUCCCACUAAGUGGAUCAGAAAAUACAUUAAAGACACCGUUUCCCACAACUCCAACUACCAGACGAUCCCUGCACAGGACACUAUCAGAUGAAAGCAUUUAUAGCGGGCAGCGAGACAUGCUGUAUGUCAAUUCAAGGGCUUCACUUCUGGAUCAAGCGCUUCCUAAUGAUGUCCUCUUCAGUAGCACCUACCCAUCUUUGAACAAGUCAAUAUCAUUACGGAGACCUUCAUAUACUCUAGGAGUGAAAUCAGUACAUGGUGAGUUUUCUGCUUCUGAUACUUCCCUCACUGACAUCCAUGAUCAAAGGAGGCAAGCCAUGCCUGAUCCUGGCCUCAUGCCCCUCCCAGAUGCUGCCUCAGACCUUGAAUGGUCAAAUCUGGUAGAUGCCGCAAAAGCAUUUGAGGUUCAAAGAGCCACAUUCUUUACUAGUCCCGAUGAAGACCAUAGACCUGGGAGCACUGAAUCCUUGGGUGACCAAACAGAAAGCCAGUCUGCAUCCCAAGCCAACACAUACUUUGGUUGCCUUGAAGGUGAUCAUUGUGGUCUUCAUUCAUUUGACAGGAAAGAUUCUCCUACAACGCUUGCCUCCAAAGUGGAACAGCUAGAAAGCAUGCUCAAAAUGCUCCAGUAUGAUUUGAAAAAGGAAAGAGAAGAUAAAACCAACCUUCAGGCUGAAGUGCAACUUUUACGAGAGGACAAUAUGCGCUUGCAAGAGGAAUCCCAAAACGCUUCGGCCAAGCUGAAAAAAUUUACCGAAUGGGUUUUCAACACCAUAGAUAUGAGCUAAGGGCAGGUUUGAUCAUAAGCAAGCCCAUCACUUCUCCAUAACUUAGCACUCUAGCUUUAACUGCUCCUGGAUCAAAAUGUACACAUAACUGAGAGCCACAACCUCUAUUUAUCUGUAUGGUUUCAGCAACACAUAAAUGCAGCUUCUUUUGAUAACUACAGAAAGCAGUACAAUUGCCAUGUUUGGCUGCAUUUCAAGCACUAAUUGCAAUGAGUGUAGCCAACCCUGUGCAGAAAUGUUUCAUUUUACCUGGUUUAUAUCACUUCAUAUUAUAUUAACCUAAGAAAACGACAAAAAAUAAGGAUGAUUUAAAGGAAAAUUGUGCAUUAAAAGAUACUUCUUAUCAAAGAUCCACAAAUCUUGGAUUUUGAUAUUUUUCUCCCAUUAGAGAUGUUUUAACAGUUCAUUUUUCAAUUGCUUUAUGACAGUGUUCCCCUCUGCUAAUGGGCAGCAAUAAUAGGUAUUUUUUUUAUAAGUCAAGUAUUGAACAGUCCUGUAUCAUCUUAUUGAUCUUCUGUAGUCCCGAUGUUAAAGUUUACAGAAGAUGAGGCCUACAGAUUGAGAAUGGAUAUCUGUGAGCGACCUUUAGCAUUUACUUUUAGGCGUCAUUAUUUUACUAUGCUUAUGGUACUAUGGUCUGUAGCAAGUGCCAGGGUAUGUGGCUUCCUUGCUUUGUCUAUAAAGGAAGCCUGUCUGGAUAAGACAAUGCACACAGGGCCCUGAUAUUCCAAACUUGCUGUUGAAUACAAUACCAACACUGGUGAAACCUAGAUUCUUCUUCUUCUUUUUUUUUGUCUUGCUUUAAUUUUCUGGUGUAUUACACAGAGCACUAAUAUGUUAUAUGCAUAUUAAAUCACAGUUUCCUUUUUAUUUUUUAUUUUUUUUACGCAGUCACAAAAAGUAUAACCUAAUUCUUUAAACCAAGUUGUGGGUUUGAAUAUUGCAGUCUCGUAUGACAUUGUUCCUUCUGCUUAUAAAUUCUACAUUGAAUAGUGUAAAAAUGUAUUUUAGUAAUUUGAUAUUACUGCUGCAUAACAUGAUUUUAAGGGAUGAUAUGUUGCUACAUAGCCUGAAAGGGGGCAUUGUUUUAAUAUAUUGCAAAAGAGGGUAUUACUUUGGAUGUAGUAGUUACUAGAUAUAUACUAAAACGAUUCAAUGUAUAACUAUUUCUAAAGACAUUAUUUAAGUGCAUUAUAAACCCUAUAUACUACAACAAACACAGAUUUCGGGAACUACAGUUCUCAGUGAGUGGCUCAGACCCGAGGACUUGGCUCACACGACUGUCUCUUCUAAUAAACCACAUUCGUUUGCCCACAUGCAUUUUUAUUUUACAGCUGGACAAUGCGAAACACAAAACACACAAAAACAGUUUGAAAUCUGCCUAAAUUUUGAGAACUGCUCAUUAUAUUUGCUAUGAGAAUCUAUGUAGGCAAAGAGAUAUUUAUAUUUUGUAAGAAAAUUUUUCAGUGUGUUAUGCUUCGUCAGUAAAGUUUGUGACACUGAAAAAAAAUCAAUAAAUUGGAUUUUUUUCCUUUACAAUGUUUGAAAUGUUUCUAAUGGUCAAGUGGCAUGUACAGAAAUAACCUAUUUCCCUUACACAGCAGUUUGAAAAGCUUGCAGUCCGAUGGUUAUUCCCCCCCCUUUCGGGAUCAUUUGUAGAAAUGCUAUAAUGCUGAAACAAAGAGUGUUUUAGUGUCUUUUUUUAAUAACUGUAUGAAGGAGAUUUAUAUUCUAAUGCUUGAUAUCAUUUGUAAAUUGAAUCUUUUGCAAGGCUCUCUCUAGAGUACUCUAAUGUCUUGCUCUGAGUUCCUAUUUUGAACAGGGAGUUGUUAAAGGCAGGCUAUUUAUUAGAAUUUUACAGCAAAUUCUUUUACCAGAGUCUCCAGAGAAAACUUGUAAAAUGACAACAAUAAAACUGCUUUUAAAUUA